AUAGAGGUUAUGAAACAAGGAAGAAGGAAGGUAAUAAAUACUAGUCGUGUUUGAUUUGUCAGUGAUAAAUUAACUCUAGGAUGGUUGCGAUAAGAAGCAAAUGUUGGUCAGUGAGAAACUGACAGAUGAAUAUUUACCAGAGGCAAGAUACAGUGAAUACGGAUACAUAUGUAGAAGAACGCUCAAGGAAUUUUUCUUCACACUUUAACAGAAAAACAUGGCCGGUGGAGAAACCCGCAUAAUAUUAGGUUUACUGGGAUUCUCCAUAAUCCUGCUUGUCUAUUUAAACACCAGAGGUGAACCACUGACACAUAACAAACGUGCAGUUAUUGAAUGUCUCGACUCAUCUUUGGUUUGUGGGCCAAAUGCAUAUUGUUACAAUAACAGUGGAAACUACUCCUGUUCUUGUUGGAGUGGAUAUAAUGUUACAAGGAUGAAUGAAUCUGUCAACAACAGUAACCCAUGCACUGAUGUGGAUGAAUGUCAGCUGAUUCCAUCUGUUUGUGGUCCAAACACCAUCUGCACAAAUAUAAAUGGAAGUUACAGUUGCUCAUGUUUAGAAGGGUAUAUUGCACCAUAUCUCAACAUCGGCAUCAAUAACACAUGCAUAGAUGUGGAUGAAUGUCAGGUGAAUCCAUCUGUUUGUGGGCCAAAUUCCAACUGCACAAAUGUAAAUGGAGGUUACAAUUGCUCGUGUUUGAAAGGGUUUAAUGCAACAUCCCCAAAUCUGAAAAUCAGUAUCAAUAACACAUGCACAGAUGUGGAUGAAUGUCAGCUGUAUCCACCUGUUUGUGGUCCAAACUCCAUCUGCACAAAUAUAAAUGGAAGUUACAGUUGCUCAUGUUUAGAAGGGUUUAUUGCACCAUAUCUCAACAUCGGCAUCAAUAACACAUGCAGAGAUGUAGAUGAAUGUCAGGUGAAUCCAUUUGUUUGUGGGCCAAAUUCCAACUGCACAAAUGUAAAUGGAAGUUAUAAUUGCUCGUGUUUAAAAGGAUUUAAUGCAACAUUCCCACAUCUGAAAAUCAGCAUCAAUAACACAUGCACAGAUGUGGAUGAAUGUCAGCUGAUUCCUUCUGUUUGUGGUCCAAAUGCCACCUGCACAAAUGUAAAUGGAAGUUACAGUUGCUCAUGUAUGGAUGGAUUUAAUGCAACAUUACCGUAUCUCCCCAUCAGCAUCAAUAACACAUGCACAGAUGUGGAUGAAUGUCAGCUGAUUCCAUCUGUUUGUGGGCCAAAUUCCAACUGCACAAAUGUAAAUGGAAGUUAUAAUUGCUCAUGUUUAAGAGGAUUUAAUGCAACAUUCCCACAUCUCAAAAUCAGCAUCAAUAACACAUGCACAGAUGUGGAUGAAUGUCAGCUGAUUCCAUCUGUCUGUGGGCCAAAUUCCAACUGCACAAAUGUAAAUGGAAGUUAUAAUUGCUCGUGUUUUAAAGGAUUUAAUGCAACAUUACUAAAUCUCCCCAUCGGCAUCAAUAACACAUGCACAGAUGUGGAUGAAUGUCAGCUGAAUCCAUCUGUCUGUGGGCCAAAUUCAAACUGCACAAAUGUAAAUGGAAGUUACAGUUGCUCGUGUUUGGAUGGAUUUAAUGCAACGUUACUAAAUCUCCCCAUCGGCAUCAAUAACACAUGCACAGAUAUCAAUAAAUGUCUCAACUCAUCUUUAGUUUGUGGGUCAAAUGCAUAUUGUUACAACAACGGUAGAAACUACUCGUGCUCUUGUUGGAGUGGAUAUAAUGUUACAAGGAAAAAUGAACCCGUUAGCAGCAGUAACCCAUGUACUGAUGUGGAUGAAUGUCAGCUGUAUCCAUCUGUUUGUGGACCAAAUUCAAACUGCACAAAUGUAAAUGGAGGUUACAAUUGCUCAUGUUUAAAUGGAUUUAAUGCAACAUUACUUAAUCUCCCCAUCAGCAUCAAAAACACAUGCACAAAUAUCAGUAAAUGUCUCAACUCGUCUUUGGUUUGUGGGCCAAAUGCAUAUUGCUACAAUAACUACUCGUGCUCUUGUUUGAGUGGAUACAAUGUUGCAAGGAAGAAUGAACUUGUUAGUAGCAGUAACCCAUGUACUGAUGUGAAUGAAUGUCAGCUGAAUCCAUUUGUUUGUGGGCCAAAUUCCAACUGCACAAAUGUAAAUGGAGGUUACAAUUGCUCAUGUUUGCAUGGAUUUAAUGCAACAUUCCCACAUCUUACCAUUGGCAUCAAUAACACAUGCACAGGCUUAAACGGAACAGCGGCACCACCAACAACAACACAAUCAGUAAAAUAA
Paramisgurnus dabryanus is the source of this 2263-nucleotide messenger RNA. The record is from RefSeq and is a predicted model, not a curated record. NCBI's taxonomy places the organism in Eukaryota, Metazoa, Chordata, Actinopteri, Cypriniformes, Cobitidae.